Messenger RNA from Cephus cinctus (wheat stem sawfly), 636 nucleotides. Its product is annotated as gastric triacylglycerol lipase-like. Bases 1 to 636 code for a protein of 211 amino acids. The transcript has 4 exons. Gene Ontology annotation, biological process: lipid metabolic process. The record is from RefSeq and is a predicted model, not a curated record. Lineage: Eukaryota; Metazoa; Arthropoda; Insecta; Hymenoptera; Cephidae.
AUGGCAUUUAAAGCAAAAACCAGUUUCGUUGUCGUGAUCAACCUGCUAUUGCGAAUUGUGCUCUCGCGACUAGAUAGAAAUCCCGACAUUGAACUUAAAACUCCUGAUCUGGUGAAAAAAUAUGGAUAUCCUGUGGAAAUACACAAUGUUGUGACUGCCGAUGGAUACAUUUUAGAAGUUCAUCGAAUUCCUACUAAACCAAAUUUCAAGCUACACUCACAUGGAAUUCCUGUAGUGAUUCUACAUGGCCUUGCUGGUAGCUCGGCAGAUUGGGUCAUCAUGGGACCAGGAAACUCAUUGGCCAAUGGUCACUACUUUAUACGCAUGACGAGUAUACUCGUCAAUACACAAAAUCGUGCCACUUCUCCAAGACGAGUAUACUCGUCAAUCACAGUUAACUGGUUAAGGUCGGUUGUUUUUGUGGAUGGUCUGCAGUCCUGGCAGUUCUAUUACAAUAACUUCACUGCAGGAGAAUGCACAGGGAAUUGGGAUGCCCUUCCUGACAUUAGGGGGUAUCACAAUGAUUCCUUAGGCCUGUGGUGGAUUUCUAACAGCUCCAGCACAAUGCUUUCGAUGCAGAAUAUCUACAAGGAUAGCAGAUUUCCUGAUACAGGGUGGAGACACAAUGCUUUCUAA